Molecule: messenger RNA, 2999 nt
Organism: Drosophila rhopaloa
Lineage: Eukaryota; Metazoa; Arthropoda; Insecta; Diptera; Drosophilidae
Gene: TAF1B
Product: TATA box-binding protein-associated factor RNA polymerase I subunit B
Exons: 4
Coding region: 72-2693 (873 amino acids)
Biological process (GO): RNA polymerase I preinitiation complex assembly; nucleolar large rRNA transcription by RNA polymerase I
Cellular component (GO): RNA polymerase transcription factor SL1 complex; RNA polymerase I core factor complex
Molecular function (GO): RNA polymerase I core promoter sequence-specific DNA binding
Source: RefSeq, a predicted model, not a curated record
CAUGUGUUGUUGUUUGUUCUCGUAGCGAAUUUGACAUAAAUUUAAUAUAAUAUAAAUUAAAUUAAAUUAAAAUGGAGGAAGUCCUUGGGGUACUGGAGCUGGAGAACAUGCAGUGUGAAGUGUGUGGGGAGAAGACCUUCCAGGAGCGGGAGGGCUACUACUACUGCGUGGAGUGCGGCAUGCAGAAGGACCAGAUUCGGGCUGUGGACCUCACCGCCGACGAGAACUUCAAUGAAACCGCUCCCGGGAAAUACGCCUCCAGGACAAUCCGCCAGCCAAAGAAGGAUGCGCCCAAGGAGAAGGACAAUGACAUCACCUCGUGGGAGUUCUACAACUACGUCCUACGCGGCUUCCUGCAGGAGCUGCUCAACAUGGGCGCCAAGCCGGAGCUCAAGCUGAUGACCCUGCAGGUGUGGGCGGCCUACAUGAGCCGCAUGGAAGUGGCCUUUUUCCGAAACAACGAGAUGGGCCUUCCCAAGCUAAAUGUUAGAGCACUCCACAGAGAUGCCCGCAUCCUCUACAACCGCAAACGAUUAAAGGUCAAGAGGGGCAAAAGGACCAGGGCAUCAGGAGAUGCAAACGACGAUCGCGCCAAGUUCAGGCUCUGGAACAAAACUAAGCGCGACCUCGACGCUUCGCGCUUCACCAAAAUGGGUGUUCCUUCGGAGUCCGAAGGAGAGCACAGUCUCCGCCUGCAGUGGUCCCUACACGCCCGAAGGACUCUGAAGCGACACAUGCCGCUGAAGCACCUGGACAAGCACAGCCAGGACAGCAAGAGCAGCAUGGGGUGCCACGACUUGAGACCGAUGGUCAAAACACUCAAGCACUUUGACCGCAACAUGUUCUGCUUGAACCUCACCAAGUUGUACGUUGUGCUCGGCAUAGCCCUGAACAUGGUGGAGGAUGAUAUACAGCUAACGGACUUGCUGCGGUUCAUCGAUGAGGAGCACCUGACCAAAAGAUAUUUGCUCAACUAUCUGCCCGAAAAUGUGGCCGCGAAGGGCAAGGCGCUGUUUAAGGAGAUGGAGUUCGGCAACCACAGGGACAAGUGCACCUAUAAGGCCCUGCGUCUAAACAUCGGUUAUAUGUCGGGAUAUAUAAACCUGAGCGAAUUCCAGAAACCGAAUCUGCACUCCCUGGCCGAGCGAUAUAUCCUGGAGUUGGGCCUGCCUCCUCGCCUGGUCAAGUACGUUGGUAGCCUGAUCGAUUUGUAUCCGCCAUCGUUCUUCAACGCCAUGGGCCCACACAUGUAUCCGCGUUUUGAGGCCAGAACGAUGGCCUACAUCCUUUACGCCAUGAAGCUGCUCUUCGGGUUGGACGAUGUUAAGGAGCAACUGAUAUCCGAAUCGGCUGCUAAGAUCAACGAACAUCUGGUGGAAGCCGGCGGAGAUGAAGCUCCCUUGCUCUUUGUUUUCACGGAGUGGAUGCAGUUCGUGGAAAUACGGAAAGUGAUAGUCUCACAUUACAACCAGAGUUUUGCUAAUCGCUUUGGAGUUGCCACACAAAUCGGAAGGCAGGUGGAUGACAUCCUGGCCAAGGAGCGAAAAGAGAAGGAGCAAGGAUAUAACUAUGAUGAGAUGCAGGGUACGCCAGCAAUGCAGCGUCAGCAUGAAAACCUGACCCACAUAAUUGAAACUAUGUUAAAGGAGCACUUCGGCGAGUCCAGCCAAAAAAGUGCGGAUAAAGAUCACAUUGAAUUCCAGCCCAGCUUGACGCCCGCUCACUCCUACUUUCAAAGAAUUUUACUUUAUGCUUCUCAAUCGGAUGGUGCGCAUAUGAGCUUAAGGAUUCCAGACUGCAUGCACGUGAAUCAUGCGCAGCGAGACCUGGAUCCCUUUGUUAUGGAGACGGAAAAACUAUCACACUACUUAUCCCAACUAAGUCUUAAUCUGCGAGUGGAAGAAGUCGCCUGCCAGGAGGACAUACAGGAAGUGGGCAUAUACCGCCCGCUGCAGCACAUUCGAAGUGACAAGCGGGAAUUCCGGGCCAACACUGACAUUAAAACCGAAACGUGGCUCGGAGAGCUGAAGAGGAAGGAGAAACGGCCGGACUUUAAAUUCUUUCAGCCCACUGGAACCUAUGGAGCACGGUAUUUGAACAGUUUAACGAAGCAUUAUAAGAAGCGUGAAGGACUGGAGGCAAAUAAUCCUUAUUGGGAAAUUACCAAGACACCCAGUUACAUGCUCAAAGUGAACGAUAAGGAGGUACUACUCGACACCUUAAGCUCGCUGCAAACCUUCGAGGAGGGGAGCAUGGACCCGUUAAAGGUACCACUAGACUUACCCCGUCGUCAUCUAGAACGAAGUCAGAUUUCCGAAGAGGCAGAGAAGAAUAAAGAAGAUAAAAGGACAGAGGACACAAGCGAAGGGCCGCGAAGCUCUGAUGAACUCUUGCUGCGUGUCUCCAACUUUGAUUGCUGGCUUCUGCACGGCUAUAAUAGCCACAUUAGGGAAUCGGACAAGAGAGAGUUGCGUCAGUUCUUUCCCUGUUCCUUUCGCUGGCUCCUGGAGACCUGUGCUGCAACCAUUGGCGUUAGCUGGGAUGUGCUCUACGAGCAACUGCUCAUCCUGGAGGUGAUGUUCCAUCACAGCAUCGGGGACUGGAGCAACCAUAGGGAACUCCUAUGCAUCCAGCACAAAAAUCAGAGGAAAGACAUCCGAACGCUAGCCAGGACAUACAAGGAAUUUUGGUAGAAGGGGGUUGUUUAUGAGCGCUUUAAGACUUAAAACAUAAGACCAUCUCAAAUACGGCAAAUAAAGUUAACUGGAUAAAAGCGUAAAAGGCUUAAGAGAUUUUUUAGCCACUUAGCAAAAUAAUAUGAUAAGGGUCGAUCAUUUACCUUAGAAACAUUGGUGCUGUUUCCUAACUCAACAGAAAACUCAAAAUUUGAUUCAAACUAGAUCAAAUAAAAAUCUUAAUUUCAAUAUCUCUAUGAUAGUAUGUAUUAUUUGUAUUAUUAUUAUUAUUAAUAUAUUAUAUUAUAUUAUUAUUUCUUUUCA